AUGUUGUCCAACUUUUCCUUGACUGUAUUUUUGGGUUGCCUUUGGACGGUGCGUGCUGAUGAUGGCUGGUGUAGAGCAUCACCGCAGGCGGGACUUCCCCAGUAUGCCCGGUGUCUUCCAGUCGACCAAGCGGUGGCCCGCUAUGUAAUUGACGUCUCGCCUCUCUCCUCAUUCGGGCUAGAGCUAAAGAGUGACCUGAAGAUCGUAAUCGAGGGCUCCAACGGCAGGCGUACAAAACCCAUUUCAAUAGCAUCAGUUGGCGGGGGUACAAACAAACGGGUGACGGCAGAUCGCGUCGACGUUAGUAAUCCCGAAGUGAUCCAUGCCUACCUGACCAGCCCAACUGCGUGGUCUUGCCGGCAACUGACUGUUUGGAAGGAUUUUCGUUACUGGAUUUUCGACUGUGGGGCACCACUAUCCGCACUAAAUCCGGAAGCAACCUUUACACUGUCUGGCAGCAAAGUAUACGAUGUGACCAUACUGACCGGCCCGGAUCCAAAAGGCGGCACGCACCACCGUCCGCGAAUUACUCUGAUAGGGUCGUUACGCUCAUCGGGACAGAAGGUUCUUGAAGGCAGCUUCCCUCCCGGGAGCAACAGGACUUUCAAGCUGCAGGCAGCCGAUGUUGGAUCGUUGGAAGCGGUGGUUGUGUCUAACGAGUCCACCAUGGCUCCUUGGUUCUGCAAACACGUGACAGUUCGUACUGACGGAGAUGCGGCGAGUUUCAAAGUGUCACGAUGGAUUGGGGCCCCCCAUCCAUCCUCAGCCUAUGUCCCGCGGUACCCCUCUGGACUGGAGCUAGCAGCUCAAGACGUAGACUGCCACACGCGCGCUGCAGAUAUAUUUGAAGGGAACCCGAGCGUCAUGAAUGUUGCAAAGGUUCACUGUCCAAUGAACUGUCAAGCUUCUGAAUUCGCCCACACACAGGGCGCGUCGCUUCACCCCGCGUCUUCCUCCAUCUGCACUGCUGCUAUACUGGAUGGUCUGCUCACUGCCUCCGGAGGCGAUAUUGUAAUCACAGCUGUGGGGGCCGUAGAGCAAUACUCCGGAGUUGCCUUCAACGGUAUUGAGUCCAUCGACUUUGCGUACUUCCCAGAAAGGCAGCAAUACAGCUUCUACCUGUACCUUGUCGAUUCGAUCGAUCUGAUCGAGACAACCGUUCGCAUUGUAAACGAGUUUGGCCAACUAUCGUCUGUUGGACGAUUGGAAAUGAAGAAUGGUGAAACUUGGGGAAGCGUUUGCAACAAGGGAGAUUACCUGACAUUUUCGCCACAAGCGGCAAUAAUCGCGUGUCAGGAACUAGGAUUCAAGACUGGCAUGCCCUUAGUAGAUGGCUGCAAAGACGUCGAGGGGGCGAACUUGUGCGCCGAAAAGGGGUACCCGGUCGCCAGUGCAGUCGAUAAACAGUGCAAAGGAAAUGAGUCUACCCUGUCCGCCUGCACGGCCGAGAAGCCUACGGCUAUGUGCAUGGAGCAUAGAGACGAUGUCGUAAUCAAAUGCACCAACACCGUGUCUGGCGUGGAGCCUCCGCCUGGGACUAUACGCAUUGUUGGCCCGACUGGCACUCCCUCAAAAUCUGGCAUUGGGCGGCUCCAGUAUUACAACAACGGUUUUGGCAGUGUAUGCUCGGACGGAUGGACUCUACAGUCUGAGCAGGUUGCAUGCCGUCAGAUGGGUUAUAACAGUGUGAAAGAUAAAGGUCCUGGAAAUGAGAGCUGCUCCAGCAUAAUGGGGGAGAACUAUUGCGGCGAGGAACAGGAGAGAAUCGUUGCCGUGAAUUUUGCCUGUACAGGCAGAGAGACAUCCCUUGAUCAGUGCCCCCAUAAUGUUAGCGACGAUGUGUACUGCGUUCAUGAUGAAGACGUGGUGGUUGCCUGCGAGGGCGAUGGUGAUCCCUCUGGGGUUGGGGCGUUCCGCAAAGAAGAAGCCGUUGUUCAGAAGAAACAGUUUUUGCGGUCACUGCCUCUGACAUGCUUCGACAGCCUUGAAACGCACCAGGGCUUGGGGGGCCCUCCAGGAACAAUGCACUUGAUAGUGUGCCCAUCGAAAUGCGGGUAAGCUCGGUGGCAUGUUUCUGCAACUCCAGAAAACAUUGGGAACCAUGUGUGGCCUUCCAGGUCGACGGGAGCAGAAGUCAAAGGGGCAUUCAUCUAUACAGGAGACUCAUCAAUAUGCCGAGCGGCAAUCCACAGCGGGGCAAUUACCCAAGACGGUGGCGAGUGCGUGCUUGUCGUUGGUCAUGCGCAACACCAUUUUUCGGCGCUAGAAAUGCACGGGAUUCAAAGCGAAGAGAGCGGGCCGUAUGGCAGAUCAUUCACCGCUGCGCGAGUGGACCAGUCGGUGCACAGCCUCUUGAUCUCUGGCCAUAAGCCCUCCGCAGAACACACAGUGACGCAUUUUCCGCCCCAAUCCGCGAUGACGAGAGGGGCAGGGCAGCAGCAGCAAUCCUCUAUUCAGCAGCCAGCACCCCAUCCGCAGGACGCUACAAGCGCUGGCAUAGGGCCUGGCAUGGCCAUGGCAACACCAAGCCUCCCUGGGGGAACGAAUCCGCAGGCAGAAGAGGCUGCUCGUGGAAGCUACGGUCCGACGGGUGCAGCAGCAGCAGCAACUGCAGCACCACCUGGUGAUGUCAAGCAGACCAACAGCGCGGUGCUUCUCUCAUACAAAGAUGCAACACGCAUGAUGGAACUGCACACUCCACCAGCUCCUCAAGUCGCAGAUAUUUUCCACUGGUUUCCACCAGAGGGACACAAAGGCUUCCACGGAAGACCUGAUGACUUCGUGGAUACAUCAAGCAUGGCGGAAGCUAGUCUGGUGUCCUCUAUUAGGGAUUUUACUAUCGUAGUUCGCGCCUCCGUUACUGGGGGGGAAGGGCAGUGGCGCACGCUCGUUGCACACAGCGACUGUGACGGCUUUUCUUUGGUGAUAGAUCAGGCGGAUGAACUUAUUUUCGAGCAAACCUGCCACCCGCAUCAACUUAAGUCUGGCUUCAAGCCCAAGAUGGGAGAAACAUUCGAUGCGGCGGUGUCCUUCUCCACGAGCAGCCGGCUUGUUCAGCUCUUUGUGAAUGGUGCUCUAGUAGCAUCGGAGAAGGCUGACUUUGACAUGAGCCUGAGAGGAAGAAUGAUGAUUGGGAGGGCCAGUGCAGCGGAGGCGGACUACUUUCAGGGCGAUAUCCUGGGGGUCAAGCUCUAUAACCGGGAAGUUCCCGUGGCAACGAUUCGGAAUGCUUUCACUGCUGAAACACUCACUGUUCAUCUCCCACAAGCCCCCGGGGAGAGCAGAAGAACGGAAGAUGGGAGACUGUGUCUUUCUCCGUGUACUGCCCAAAGACCUGCAUGGGCAGACGAGGCUUCACGGCCUACUAAGCCUGCAGUUAUGCUCUCGUGCACCGAUUCUCUCCGGCGACACGAGUUCAACGGCUAUGUCGGGCAGAAAGUGCUUGCCCACUGUCCCCCCGACUGUCUCCACGCAAGCGGACCGCUCGAAGGCUGCAAAACUUAUACUUCGAAAAGCUCCAUAUGCAAGGCAGGGCUGCACUCGGGAGCCUUACCGAAGGAGGGGGGGGAGCUGGUGGUCGUCGUUGCAGAAGGUCUACCGUCAUACGACGCUUCGCAAGGCCAUUUCGGCAUCCGCAGCACGCACAGCACAACCCCAGAACUUCGGUCCUUCUCCGUCGAAGCGGCCCCCCCUUUCCGAGUACUAACGUGCGACAUGAACGGCUUAUUUACCCUAAAGCUCGGCGUUGAAGAACGGGAGCUGAUUGUCUGCCCACCCGGAUGCGCCUCAAGUACCAGCGCUCCAGUGUAUGGAAGCGGAUUCUACAGCCCUAUCUCCUCUGUCUGCCGCGCUGCGAUCCACGCGGGCGCUUUGGUAAGUGCAACACAGGAGCUCUGUCGCAUGCACAACGUAACUGUGUUUUCAGAACGACGCGGGGGGGGAAGUGGAGAUAAUGGCGACACAGCAGCCCGAGGAGCGGCCCUCGGCAGAGAGUGUAAAGCCCGCCAACAGAGAAGAUGA
Cyclospora cayetanensis is the source of this 4020-nucleotide messenger RNA. RefSeq lists its product as uncharacterized. NCBI's taxonomy places the organism in Eukaryota, Apicomplexa, Conoidasida, Eucoccidiorida, Eimeriidae. Gene Ontology annotation, cellular component: membrane. The record is from RefSeq and is a predicted model, not a curated record. Gene Ontology annotation, molecular function: protein binding.